Messenger RNA from Choloepus didactylus (southern two-toed sloth), 1451 nucleotides. RefSeq names its product sperm acrosomal protein FSA-ACR.1-like. Lineage: Eukaryota; Metazoa; Chordata; Mammalia; Pilosa; Megalonychidae. Bases 1 to 1182 code for a protein of 393 amino acids. The record is from RefSeq and is a predicted model, not a curated record. The transcript has 4 exons.
AUGAGAACCUCAGGGCCAGGCCAUUGUGAGGAAAAUGUGGUUCUAGAAUCCUCAGGUGCUCUGGUUCAGUGUUGGGAGCUCCUCCUCACAGCUCUGUUCACAGUCUCUUGGGUGCCCAACACCAGGGCCCCUCUUCCCCAAAUCCAGUUGAAUAUGUUUCUCUUACUUAUAAGUCUUUAUCUGCUUGGAUCUGCCAGAGGAACAUCAUCAGGUCAGCCUGAUGAGCCUCCAGCCUCUACUGAUCAUCAAGUUUCAGUUCAAGAACUUCCAGGUGAGUUCUUUUCACUUAUAAACCCUUCAGAAAAUGAAGCUUUUCAUGAGCAGUCUUCAGGAGAGAAUGCUUUAACUGAGCAUUCUUCAUCUGAGCAUUCUUCUGGUGAGCACUCUUCCAGCAAGCACACUUCCAGUGAACACAUUUCCAGUGAGCACACUUCCAGCGAUCACACCUCAGGUGAGCAUAUUUCCGACGAUCACACUUCAGGUGAGCAUAUUUCCAGUGAGCAUACUUCCGAUGAGCACACUUCAGGUGAGCAUAUUUCCGGUGAGCACACCUCUGGUGAGCACACUUCUGGUGAGCACUCUUCCGGCGAGCACACUUCCAGUGACACUGCUUCAGGUGACAAGCCUUCCGCUGAAAAGCCUGCAGGUGAUCAGCCUUCGGGUGAAAAGCCUUCGGGUGAACAGCCUUCGGGUGAAAAGCCUUCGGGUGAACAGCUUUCGGGUGAAAAGCCUUCAGGUGAAAAGCCUUCGGGUGAACAGCCUUCGGGUGAAAAGCCUUCAGGUGAACAGCUUUUGGGAGAACAGCCUUCGGGUGAAAAGCCUUCAGAACAACCUUCAGGUGAAAAGCCUUCAGAACAGCCUUCAGGGGAAAAGCCUUCAACUGAACAACCUUCAGGUGAACAGCCCUCAGGCACACAAGCUUCAAGCACAUCAUCUUCAGAUGCAUUAAGUUGCCACACAUGUGCUUAUAUGAAUGAUCAAGGAAAAUGUCUUCGUGGGGAAGGCGUCUGCUCCACUCAGAAUUCCCAGCAGUGCAUGCUAAAGAAGAUCUAUGAAGGUGGAAAACUCCAAUUCAUGGUGCAAGGGUGUGAGAACAUGUGUCCAUCUAUGAACCUCUUCUCCCAUGGAACCAGGAUGCAAAUUAUAUGCUGUCGGAAUGAGUCUUUCUGCAACAAGAUCUAGAAGUCUGUGCCCUUCCCUCCCUUGCUUCUUGCUCUGACUCAGGCAGCAAAAGGCCUUCUCCAUCACCCUAAUGGGCUCAAUCUGUAUUUAAUUUCUUCCCCUUCAACAACUCACUACAUUUGCCUCUGCCUGAGUUCUAGACAGGAUGUUCUCCCUUCCCUCUCCUAUUCAUGUCCAUUCUUCUCUACUCUGUCUUCCCUGCUUCUUCCCACUCCCAUCUCCAAACAUUCUUGAUUUUCUUUUUCAAUAAAUCUUGCAAGGAUAAAGAA